AUGGUCCUUAGAUAUCUUCUGCCCGCAUCUAUCAUCCUUGCAUCCAGUGCUGUUGUCUCGUCACAACCAUGGAGCCCAGAAGGAGCAGUACUUGGUUCUCGACAACAACAAGCCAUUGACUCCGGACCUUCCAUAUCUGGCGGAUCCGGGAGUGAACUCACGACCGGAAAUGACAUCUUUAGACAUGUGAUAGAUGCUCUGGAUGUUAUGCAAUCCAACUUCUUUGAGCUAUGGAUUGGAACAUGGCCUUCCGCUAUAGACUGGACCGGAGCAGUUACAAAUACUAUCGUGUCUUCGGCUAUAGGGAGUAUUGCUCGAGCAAGCAACGAGACUGAAGGGGAUGACUACUCAAAAACCAUCAACAAAUACUUCUCCCACAACGCAGCGUACUACUUCGGAGAGGAUGCCUUCAGCAUUCGCAACGAAGCUUAUGAUGACAUCCUAUGGGUGGUCUUGGGCUGGCUCGAGAGCAUCAGGACAAUCGAAUAUCGCAACAGUACGGACCCGUUCUGGCAUGGUACCCAGUUUAUCCCUGCUUUCAGUCACCGUGCGCGACUCUUCUGGGAUCUCGCUUCCAAGGGUUGGGACACUGACUUGUGUGGCGGAGGCAUGCUUUGGAACCCAAGACUAUUGCCGUACAAGAACACGAUCACGAACCAACUGUUCAUAUCAGCUUCGAUCGCCAUGUAUCUUUCCUCUCCUGGAGACGCCAUCGACUUUCCUUUCGUGGCUUCCGACUCAGAGGCUUUUGAGUCAAUGCCAGGACGACCACAUGAUCCUAAAUAUCUCAAGGCUGCGGUCGACGGAUAUUACUGGCUCAAGAGAAGCAACAUGACUAACGAUCAUGGACUAUACGUUGACGGCUAUCACAUCAAAGGCUAUGGCCAAAAUGGUGGUGUUGGCACAGGUAAAUGUGACGAGCGCAAUGAGAUGGUGUACACGUACAAUCAAGGUGUCGUACUAUCUGGCUUGAGAGGCUUGUGGGAAGCAACUGGCAACUCGAGCUACCUGGAAGAUGGAUAUGACCUGAUACGAAAUGUCAUGGCAUCCACUGGUUGGUACUGGGCAGGAGAAAGACACUCGCCGAUCUACAGGUCACCCGGCUGGGCUGGUCUUGGUCAGUACGGUAUCCUGGAAGAACUUUGCGAUCGAAGCGGAUCAUGCAGCCAAGACUCUCAAACAUUCAAGGGUAUCUUCUUCCAACACCUCACCCAAUUCUGCAACGCUCUGCCUCAAGAAGCUGUUCUCCCUGGCAAAACUUAUGGAGCCAGCAAGACGCUUAGGAAGACUCACACCUCGUUCUGCAGGACUGUCGGAAUUUGGGUCGCACACAAUGCCGAAGCCGCUCUGAGCACAAAGAACGACUCUGGCCUUUUUGGAACAUGGUGGGGCCAUAGAUAUACCUCUAGGGAUUAUCCUAAGAGUCUUUCCUCUAGUGCGGCCGAUUAUAGGAACGAUGCGACGAUCUUGUCGGGGCCGAAUUGGGCAUCGUCACUGGACUCGAAAACCGUUUCUGGAAUUGGCUUGAAGUCAGAGCAGAGAAUCAGAGACGUUGUUACGACAGACAUCAAUGAUCGUGGUAGAGGCCGUACAGUAGAGACGCAACAAGGUGGUCUUUCUGUCCUCCGGUCAUCAUGGGAGCUGCUGAAUGCAGGCAGAUUUUGA
This is a messenger RNA of Aureobasidium subglaciale EXF-2481, 1665 nucleotides long. Its product is annotated as glycoside hydrolase family 76 protein. Gene Ontology annotation, biological process: carbohydrate metabolic process. Bases 1 to 1665 code for a protein of 554 amino acids. The transcript has a single exon. NCBI's taxonomy places the organism in Eukaryota, Fungi, Ascomycota, Dothideomycetes, Dothideales, Saccotheciaceae. The record is from RefSeq and is a predicted model, not a curated record.